CGAUCUGUCGCAUCGCUAUAUUCUUUCCGUUACGAUUCAGUGAUACAUAACUGCUUCCUCGACAUUUAACCGCGCGUGCAUUCCACACCUCGUUUUCAUUGUCCUCCUUUCUCAAGAAUCUAUGCAUCGCUCUCUUCCACAUACAAUCAUUCUUUGGGUUCUCGGAGGAGAUAUAAAGCGACAUAAUUGGAGCUGACAGCUUCGUUUGGGCGGAAUGACUAAAUGGAAACGUAUGAGCUAGAUCCUGAUGUUACUCGGUGGGGCCUCCAUCUACUUGAUGUUUGCACCCUCAAAAAUACUGGUUGUUGUAGUACCAUUACUCAAUAUGACCAAGAUUUAAGUCGAGUUGAGUAUGUCAGAGAAGGUUUUUCUGAGAAUGCUAAUGUGGAGAAUGAUGAGGUUGUAGCACGUGCUCUUCAAGAAGAAUUUUCACGAAUUUAUUCUCUAGAAGCUUCUGGAUUAUCUAAUGUUGGGGAAGCACAUUUGCGAGCGUCUGUUUUGGCACAAGAUUGGCUUGGUCCUUCAGAAAGACGAUGCAGUUCUGGGCAUGAAAAUGAUAAGAAAGGAGGACAUAAUCCUGGCAGAAAGAUGGAGGAUGCAGAUCCCAGCAAAAGCAUGAUACUGAAGGCUGAUGAUCACAGAAAAAUUGGACAUGAUCUAGUGGCUGAACUUGAAAUUUUCAAUUCAUGUUCUUGUCCAUGGGAAAGAUUAUCCAAUGCAGAAGACUGUUUGCGUACAUUGGAUAUUACAGACGAGUCUGCUUUUGAUGGUGAAGUAGGCAAAAGAUUUAAUCAGAUGAUUCCUGUUCCUCAUGUCCCUAAAACAAAUGAGAAAAUACCCUCUGUGGAUGAAGAAAUAUCAGAUCACCAAAGGCUGCUAGAAAGACUGCAGUUAUACGAUCUGGUUGAGCUAAAGGUUCUAGGAGAUGGUAACUGUCAGUUUCGUGCUUUAUCCGAUCAACUGUAUCAUUCUCCCGAUCACCAUGGUUUUAUUAGAGAACAGAUUAUUCGACAGCUCAAGUCUCACCCAGCAAUUUACAAGGGUUAUGUCCCCAUGGCCUACAAUGAUUAUUUGAAGAAAAUGAGCAAGAAUGGCGAAUGGGGUGAUCAUGUGACAUUGCAAGCUGCUGCAGACUGGUAUGGUGUCAAGAUAUUUGUUCUAACUUCAUUUAAGAACACAUGUUACAUUGAGAUCCUUCCACAUAUCCAGAAGUCCAACCGAGUUAUUUUCAUGAGCUUUUGGGCUGAGGUGCAUUACAAUUCAAUUUAUCCCGAGGGAGGUAAACAUUUAAUUCUUCACAAUAUACAUUUUGUCCAAUUUAAUAAAAUUAAAAAUUUGACCCUAAGUACCUACAAUGACAUUGCGACUAAUUUUUAUUUUAAACUGGAAACCUAAUUUUGUUUCUUGCUUCUUAUUGUUCUUUAUCAUGUUUCCCCAUUCAUUAUAAAGCUUUCACCUUGUAAGUGUUGGGAUUCAUUGUCAUUCGUCCUUCACUUGCUGAGGCUACUAACCGGCGGAGAAAAAAACCCCUAUUUAACUAGUCCAUCUCUUGACUCCACUCACUCUCAUGGCAAGACAUACUGCAAGUUUAGCUUUUGAAUCCAAGGCAUUUUGAGAUACCCUUCAGUGCGGCAUGUAAAUGAAAUAUUGGAAGCAUUCUUUUUGGAAUGGAUUGGUAGAUAAAGGUAAAUACAGGUCCUAGGAAGAAUUAAAGUUAGAGAAAACCUGUAGAAAACUAGUCUAAAAGGGAAGGGGAUUGAGUGUGAGCUCAUAUCAAGCCUUCUAUACAUUACGAAAACUCAUUUUAAGGAGCAAUAACCCUAGGGGUUGGCUGGAGUGGUUAAGGCCUUGGGUUUGGGGAUAUGCUCCCCUAGGUCUAAGGUUCAAAUCCCAUUGGGUGCAAACAAUCUCUAGGGGCCAUUGGAUUGAGUGGUUUUCCUUUUGAAUUACCCGAUAUACACUUGUGGGAAACUCCUUGCCGAGAACCUGUGCACUCUCGGGAUUGGUCAGGACGUUGUUCCUGGACACCUGAUUCCAAUUAAAAUAAAAAAAAGGAGCAAUGAACAAUUAAUCCCUCUAUCUAUAUGUUGUCUUCAUUCAACUAGUCCUUUUGUUAUGGGUUGUAUUUCUAAAUCUUAAGUAUUGAAGAUGUUAACAACCCAUUGCCUAGUCCCCCUAGUGAAAAGUCAGUAAUUUAACCAAUUCUGUGUAGAGAAACUUCCGAGAGUACGGUGUACAGGAUCAGGAUUUACUCUGCAAGGGUGGGUCCGAAGGACCCUGCCUUGGAGAGGUUCCCUGACCUUAAAAAAAAAAAAAAAAAAAAAAAAAAAAAAAAAAUCCCCAACCCAUUGCCUAGUCAUGUACACUCAUCCUUUAAAUAUAUUGGAUAAGGCAUCUUGGAAUGGAGGAACCAAUGAAAUAGGAGCAUGAUACAAUUCCUCCAACUGGUUAUUAUCCUUUGUGCUUCUUUUAAAUUUCUAUUUAUCCAAGGAGCUAUUGAAAAGGGUUGCAGAGAUUAUUAACAUUAUGGAUGAUACGACAAGCUCAGUUAAGGUUCUACGUUAAAUUAUUGUUGGCAUUAAAAAAAAACAAAAACAAAAUCUAGCAUAUUUAUUACAAACGUUCGUUAAGUUUUUAUGAUUUAUCAUUUAAUUUACUGUUGUUUCAAGAUCUGCCCGCACCCAAUGUAAAGGGAAAGAAGAAAUGGUGGGAUUUUGGAAGCCUGAUUGGCUCAUGAUGGUUGCAAAACUUCACAUUCGACUCUUUUGCCGGUUGAGAAGCUUUAGAGUUAUCAAGCCAGUGUAAAGCUCUUCAACUUGUGUAUAUAUAUAUAUAUAUAUAUUUAUUUAUAUAUUCUACUUGUCCAAAAAGAAAGGAAAAAGAAAUUGUCCAUGGUUUUGCGAUGUGGUGGACAGAGAUUCAGAAUGAUAUGCAUAUGGUUCCUUUUUGGGUGCCGAUUCUUUUGUAUAUAUUACAUUAUAUUCUUUUGAUUUCA
This is a messenger RNA of Carya illinoinensis, 2995 nucleotides long. Its product is annotated as OVARIAN TUMOR DOMAIN-containing deubiquitinating enzyme 9-like. The transcript is spliced from 10 exons. Gene Ontology annotation, molecular function: cysteine-type deubiquitinase activity. Gene Ontology annotation, biological process: protein deubiquitination. The coding region runs from base 223 to 1395 and encodes 390 amino acids. The record is from RefSeq and is a predicted model, not a curated record. Lineage: Eukaryota; Viridiplantae; Streptophyta; Magnoliopsida; Fagales; Juglandaceae.